Messenger RNA from Meloidogyne enterolobii, 321 nucleotides. The record is from the annotation of a GenBank genome assembly. NCBI's taxonomy places the organism in Eukaryota, Metazoa, Nematoda, Chromadorea, Rhabditida, Meloidogynidae.
AUGAAGACGAAGCUGAAGCUGGUUGCUAUUGGAACUCGUGUUAUCGUUUAUGAUCCAAAUGACGGUUCUGUACUUGUAUCCCUUCGUGGUCAUAAAGAAUUAGUUUAUGCCGUUAGUUUUUCUUUUAAUGGUGAAAAAUAUGCUUCAGGUUCUCAAGACCGUACAGUUAUUUUAUGGAGUGAACAACAUGAAGGAUUACUUAAAUACACUCAUAAUGAUGCCGUUCAAUGUUUAGCUUUUUCUCCAACUUCAACAACUCUUAUUAGCUGUGCAGUUACUGAUUUUGGUAUAUGGACACAAACUGAUAAAAAUGUUAGGUAA